CCCAGAGGAAACAGGAACACACGGGGCACUUUUUAACCAGGAAUCACGGCUGUGCUCAGCCGGAGAGCUGAGGGAGUAAAAUCAUCCAGGACAGCAGCGGGGAUUCCUCACUGCAAAGGCCGGGACUGGAGCUCCGACCGCUGGGGAGAGAGGGACGCACGCACGGGCCCGCGUGAACACUUAAACGAAGCUAAAGUAGGCUAAGCUGGGAAACUUCCAGAACCAUGAUGCUGUUUGGUAUAUCGGCCAACAGGCGCAUUGUCGCCGGCCUGCUGGUCAACCUGCUGUCCUCCAUCUGCAUCGUCUUCAUCAACAAGUGGAUCUACGUACAUUAUGGCUUCCCCAACAUGACCCUGACCCUCGUUCACUUUGUGGUCACCUGGCUGGGACUCUACGUCUGCCAGAAAAUGGACAUUUUUGCUCCAAAAAGCCUCCCAAUUCGCAGGAUUGUGUGGCUGGCUCUGAGCUUCUGUGGGUUUGUGGCCUUCACCAACCUUUCCCUGCAGAACAACUCAAUAGGAACGUACCAGCUGGCUAAAGCCAUGACCACACCCGUCAUCAUCCUCAUCCAGACCACCUACUACAAGAAGACAUUCUCCACCAAGAUUAAACUGACACUGGUGCCAAUAACAUUAGGGGUGAUAUUGAACUCGUACUAUGACGUUCGAUUCAACCUGCUGGGGACAGUGUUUGCGACGCUUGGUGUUCUGGUAACAUCGCUUUACCAAGUGUGGGUGGGGGCUAAACAACAUGAGCUCCAGGUGAACUCGAUGCAGCUCCUGUACUACCAGGCUCCUCUGUCAUCGGGCUUCCUGCUCUGCGUUGUUCCACUGUUCGAGCCGCUGUCUGGAGAUGGAGGAAUAUUUGGACCCUGGUCUCUGCCUGCUCUGGUGACGGUGCUGUUUUCGGGAGUGGUGGCGUUCCUGGUCAACCUAUCCAUCUACUGGAUCAUUGGGAACACCUCAGCUGUCACCUACAACAUGUUUGGUCAUUUCAAAUUCUGCAUCACUCUGGUUGGAGGAUACCUGCUCUUCCAUGACCCACUGUCGCUCAACCAGGCAUUGGGGAUCCUCUGUACUCUGGCAGGCAUCCUGUCCUACACUCACUUCAAGCUGGCUGAACAUGAGGAGGGGAAGAGCCGCCUGGCUCAAAGACCAUAGGCUGACUUACCUGUCAGUCAGCUGCAUGGACUCCUGCCAUUGGCCGCCCACAGUAUGACUGGCUGCAGAGACCUCUUUUAUAUAAAUCUUUUUAUUUUGCGUAUUUUUGUAGGAGAGUAAAGAAUUUUAUCGUGGUUCCCUGACAGGACUAAAUGUGUACGACAUCGUCUUCGCGCUCUACCCAACACUGAUGUUUUUUAAGGGAAGCUGAAGCUCAUCACAUCGGCAAAUGACUUUUGAAUGGAUGGGUUUUUUUCAGCUGCUGAAAUGUAAAUGAAAAGCUGUGUUAACAGUAACAUCUUUGCUUUCAUCUUAAAGCAGAUAGAAGAACUUUUUUUUUUUUUUUUAAACAACGUUUACACGGACGGACGCAGGACGUCCAAUUCAGCUUCAUUUCUUCACAAGAACUCCCUGCUGUUUGUGGCAUGUUGGUGUUGACACAUUGGACGACCUUUGAUAUAUUUAGUGGGUGUAGUUCCCCAGCAACUAAUCAAAAGGAAACUGCAGGUUUAUCUCAAGUUUGGCAAAGUUAAAGGAUAAACUCUGUUAAAGAUAAACAGAAAUCUAUCAACUUUUGGAGUUGUUUAAGCAAGUUGAGCACUGUUUCUGGACCUGUAAACGCCUUCUAUCAGGUCCUAUCUAUAAGGGAUUUGUCAUUUAAUGAAAAUGUUUUUGCUUUAAAGUGACAGUUGCUUUAUCAUGUUAAAUAACUGCCUGGCUGCACCAUUCAGAACACACAUAGUCAGUAAUGGACUGUCCACUGUAUGACACUAUUGCCGCUUGCCAAAGGGAAAAAAAAGGGUCUGUGUGUUUUAAAUUGUCAUCUUUUUUUCUAUUUGUAGUCAAUUUAAAACCAUUUAUUUACACACAAGUCUAUCCUUUGAUAUACCUCGACACUGUCCGACAAUUUUCAAGAUGUCCACAUGAAUCAUUUCAGCAGACAGACAAAUGUUGUUUAACUUUUAAACCUACUUACAAAUUAGCAAUCAAAGGCUAACAACUUACAGGUGGUGUGAGCUUACGGCUAACACACUAACCAGCUCGGAACAUGCUAAUACUAGUAGGGUCUAUUUUCUCUUUAUUGUUUACUUCUCACUGACAUUUGCUUCUCAGGACUUCUAUGAUUUCAUCACUGAAGAGUUACUGGAGAUGGAGAAAACCACCGAACAAGCAAGCUAAGAGCAAAUAAGUCCAAAAUAAGUGUUCGCACCAUCAACCCCCGUCUCUGAACUGCCGGUGAACCAUUCCUCGUCUGUGGAACCGUUAAUACUCAGACAGGGGUUAAAUGAAAUGAAUCGGCGUUACACAAUCUUUUUCUUAGUGACUGAAAUAGAUUAUUUUGUUUGUUUUAGUGUUUAAAUGUCUGCAUCAUUUCAGUAACUAGUUCCAGGCUGCUCUUUAGUUUUACUUACGUUUUUAUUUUAGCUAUUUUUUGAUAGAACUUUGUGAUGAGGAAUCAUUUUUUUGAGAAAUCAUUUCAGACGCAUACCUCCAUGAGGCUGUGUGAUUGGCAGUUUCUGUACUAGUUUAAAAAAAUGGAAACUACAGUCUGAAUUAACCAAUGAUUGAACCAACAAAGUGACUUUUGAUUGACCAGACAAUGCCUGCGAUGUACUGCAGCCUGCACGGUGACAGAGCUUCAAACUUGUUGGUUUGCAGCUUUCACUAUUUUCAUUUUACUGUGUCGAACAUAUUCAAUCUGCUGAAUAAAAACUGAUUUAGUCA
Molecule: messenger RNA, 2885 nt
Organism: Dicentrarchus labrax (European seabass)
Lineage: Eukaryota; Metazoa; Chordata; Actinopteri; Moronidae
Gene: slc35e3
Product: solute carrier family 35 member E3
Exons: 8
Coding region: 225-1160 (311 amino acids)
Cellular component (GO): Golgi apparatus
Molecular function (GO): antiporter activity; nucleotide-sugar transmembrane transporter activity
Source: RefSeq, a predicted model, not a curated record